Paramecium pentaurelia is the source of this 354-nucleotide messenger RNA. The record is from the annotation of a GenBank genome assembly. Lineage: Eukaryota; Ciliophora; Oligohymenophorea; Peniculida; Parameciidae.
AUGCGUAAAUUCUUUACUCAAAUUCCUAAAGCUGUUGAAUUGUUGAAAGCAAAUCCAACUCUGCCAGUUAGAGCCCAUAUUGAAUACUGUUCAGGAUGAGGAUAUCGUUCAUAAGCUAUUUUAGCUGAAGUAUGCUUAAAGCAUCUCUAUCCAAAAAGUGAAGUCACUUUAAAUUCACCAGAUUCAGUAAGAAUAUUUGACUAUUUAUAUAGAGAACAGGUAAUAUUGAAGUGACAAUAUUUAAAUCUGAUGGAAAAAAAGAAUUAGUCCAUUCUAAAAAAAAUGGUUAAGGAAAUAUCACACCUGAUAAUGUUGCUGAAAUCAUGUAAAGAGUGAUAAGGUUUGUUGAAUGAG